CGAGUUCGAACCCACGACGUCAGCGAGGACAGUGAGAACAGUGAGAACAGCUAAGGCAGGAGCACACUUGAUCCCUGUGGCCGCCGCUCCAACCCCCACCGGUACCGUUCAUCGCUUUUGCUCUUGAUCCUCGCUGGAGCUUUGCCUUAGUUGGUCUUCUCGCAGGGCCAACUCUUGCUUGUUCCCGAACCCUGAGCCACUGCCACCACCUAGACCAACGUGCCCGUGUGGUCGAGAUCAGGCCUUUCCUUGGCCCACACCUAUCCGCUCAAUCAACAUCCCGCCCCUCCUUCCCUCCACCCCUGAGCCGCCCAGAUACUGCACUACACCACCCGUCCGAGCUCUUCGCCCGGCCCGUCUCGAAACACCGGUCCUCGUCGCUUUGGCCUCAAGUCUUCGCCCGCGGAUGCGCAUCUGACAGCCGUCAACGCAUCUCUGCAGUUCCGGCAUUCGUUAUGACAGGUCGUAGAGAUAGUUUGACUCCUCCGAAGAGGACAAACACCAAGGACCCAGGUGCCCAUGGGCUAGAGUCGUCAGAGUCGGAAGACCACUUCUCGGAUGCGCAGUCGGCUCCCGCCGAGUCCAGGGGCUCGCCCCUCCCCAGGCUCCGUGUAGAGAAGGUCAGCGAUGAGCCUUCCUACGGCGAGGUCCCGGGGACCGAGGCGUAUAAGAAACGGGAGGGCGACGCCGAGCCGGACGAGAUUGCUGUAAUCCCCGACACCCCGGCGUAUGAACCCGCGAGUGGGGUGGCUGGAUCACAGUCGCCUACGCCCGGCGGACAGCCGAUUCCGCGGACCGUGGUGGAGGAGACGCCGGACUCGAUUGGGUCCGUCACACACCCAGAGAAGCACCACGGGUCGGAUCCUGAGCCGGACGAAGUGCUGAAGGCUGAGGAGAAGACCAAGGAUGACGGCGACGCUGCGGCCGAUACUCCAAUAGCACCAUCUAUAUCAUCACCUCCAACAGAUCGUGCACCGGAAAAGUCACCGAUAGAAGGGAUGAGCACGACGUCCGACCCGCCGUCUCCAGCCGGGCAUGAAGCACCGGACGAGCGCCCGGAGACCCAAGCUGAUAGUGACGACGCCGAUGAUGACUUUGGGGACGAUUUUGACGAUUUUGAGGAAGGUGGCGGCGGUGAUGAAGACGACUUUAGCGACUUCGACGACGGCUUCCAGGCACCACCACCUGCUCCUGAGCCCGCUACGGCUCCUCCGGCGGCUGUUGCACCGCCGCAACAAUACACGCCCUCCUUUCCCAUACCGGACUUUGAAGGAAUGGACGCCAGUGAGGUCAUGUCCGCCACAGAACCAUACCUCAACGCUAUCUACCCCCCAGACGACGACGAAAUUACAGUGGUCCAUUCGUUCCCCAAAGACAACCCAAUCUUCCAGACCCCGAGGAGCGCUUCCCUCUGGGCACAGCUGGUGGCGCCUCCUCCACUCCAGCCACCCGACUGGAUCCGGUCGCGCAUACGGCGACUCUUUCUCGUAUCCCUCGGCGUGCCCGUGGACCUGGACGAGAUCCUCCCAGCAUCAAAGCAAAAGAAGCUCGUGCUGCCCUCCCUCCACCGGACGGGCAGCAGCGGUUCCCUGCGGACAUCGACUGACGAGCGCUCGGGCGCCUCGAAGCUCAAGCAGUCGGACGCCAACGCGUCGAGCACAAGCGUGGAUUCUCCAGGCGGCGGCGGUGGCGGCGGCUCGGCGAAGCAGCGCAAGGGCGCGGCCGCCGAGCCGACGCUCGACCUGGUCGCCGCCAAGCAGCUGUGCAUGACCACGGACCAGGCGCUGGACGGCAUGACGGACCGGGAGCUCAGGGAGCACGUGAAGAAGCUGGAGGCCAUGGAGACCUCGGCCAAGGAGAUGCUCGAGUACUGGCAGAAGAAGACGGACGAAAAGAUUGGCGACCGGGAAGCGUUUGAGGGCGUGAUAGAGAAUCUCGUCAAACAUGCCAGGAAAGUGAGGAAAUAGGGCAGCCAAAUAAAAGCCUCCUGUUUCGAAGUGCUAGAGGGGUUCAUUACCGGAAGUUUAUCCUGUAGGCAUGGUUUCCUGCUUCGUACAAACACUCUUCGGGCGUCGUGUGUUCCCUAAGUCUUGUGUAUUUCUCCCUGGUGAUCUUGGCCAUAUCGCUAGCUCUUUUCCCCACCGUACUAGGUCCCAAAGAAACCUGAUCCGAGACGUAUGGGUGCCAUCUCCC
Molecule: messenger RNA, 2193 nt
Organism: Gaeumannomyces tritici R3-111a-1
Lineage: Eukaryota; Fungi; Ascomycota; Sordariomycetes; Magnaporthales; Magnaporthaceae
Exons: 4
Coding region: 456-1967 (503 amino acids)
Source: RefSeq, a predicted model, not a curated record